AUGGGAAAUACCGAAAGCAACGUUACCAGCGGCGUUAAAAAGCAGGCCGGAGUUUCCACUCAGGCACUGUACAAGUUUGUCAAUCUGAAAGGCGGUGGCCUGCUGGUGGACAUAAUGAAACGAGCAAUCCAAAACAAACAGUACGCGGAGAUCGAUCACGCCAUCAAAACCAAGGUGGAACCGUUUCUGUACAACAAAGGCAAAGGCAAGUACAUUCCGGUGGCGCAGUUGGUGCUGUUGAGGAAUCGGGAGCGACCGAGGCACAAGCAGCUGCCGGAAAUUCGAGCACUGGAAAAUCCCGAAGAAGAUUACGACAUUGAUGCAUCCUGUCCGGAUGUGAGCGAGGGCGAGUACCAGCGGAACCCGUCCGGGUACAGGGAGGUGUGCUGGAACAUCAAGGAACGCGGAGCCGUUGGCGAGACCAUUCUUCAUCUGUGCCUGUUGAAUGCUACGUCGCUGCAUGCCGAUCUGGCUAAGCGGUUGCUACGGUUUUAUCCGAAAUUGAUUAAUGAUAUUUACAUGUGUGACGAGUACUACGGGGAGAGUGUUCUGCACGUUGCGAUCGUCAAUGAAGAUCCGGCCAUGGUUAAGUUUUUGUUGGAUAGUGGUUCGGAUGCUGACGAACGGUGCUGUGGGACGUUUAUGUGUCCCGAGGAUCAGAAGGCAAGCCGGUACGAUUCCAUUGAAACGGAGAUCAUUUGUGUGCUGCCGAUGACCAACUACGAUGGUUACGUUUACUGGGGGGAGUAUCCGUUGAGCUUUGCUGCUUGUUUGGGUCAGGAGGAAUGUUAUCGGCUUGUUCUUGCAAGGGGAGCUGAUCCGGAUAAUCAGGAUUCGAAUGGAAAUACUGUACUGCAUAUGCUGGUGAUCUACGAAAAGGUUUCGACCUUCGACAUGGCGUACGAGGUGGGAUCAUCGCUGCACAUAAGAAAUUUACAGAAUUUAACGCCGUUGACGCUGGCAGCGAAGCUGGGUCGGGUGGAAAUGUUUUUCCACAUUAUGAACAUUGAGCGGGAGAUCUAUUGGCAAUUGGGGAGCAUAACGUGUGCCGCCUAUCCGUUGGCGUUGAUCGAUACGAUUGACAUCGAAACGGGAAACAUUGAAAAGGAUUCAGCGCUGAAUUUGGUGGUGUUCGGCGAUAAGGACGAGCAUCUGGACCUGCUUGAGGGAGUGCUGAUCGAUCUGCUCAAGACCAAGUGGAACACGUUCGUGAAGGAUAAAUUCUACCGCCAGUUUAUUGUGUUUUUCUGCUACUUUUGCGUUUCGCUGGUAAGCUUCACCCUCCGGAAUGGACCGGUGAAGCUCGACGAUGCCGAAGCGAACCGUACUGCCGCGAAUACUCAAACGAAAAAUGGUUCCGAUUUGGGGAAUGUUUCGCUGACAACGCUGCUUGCGGGCGAGAUUAGUUUGAAGAUUGUUGGGCUUAAUGCGAGCGAUGCCUUUUUCGAUCCGGCGAGUUUGGGAAAUAAUAUUUUUUUCAACUCCAAGUGUCCCACGAUGGCGUACGAUGGUUUGCAAGGAAAGCUACGGCUGGUUUCGGAGAUUAUCAUACUGAUUGGGGCGUUUGUUUAUCUGGUUGCCGCUUUGAGGGAGUCCCGUUUCUUAGGACGAAAGAUGUUCAUAGAGAAUUUGAUGACGGUACCUUCCAGGGUGAUGUUUUUGUUUUCCUGCUGCAUUAUGAUGAUUGUUCCGUUUUUGAAAGUUCUGUGUUUCACCGAACUAGAGGAUCACGUCGCCGUAGUGAUUAUGCUGACCACAGCUCCUUACUUUCUCUUCUUUUGUCGAGGCUUCAAAACGGUUGGUCCAUUCGUGGUGAUGAUCUACCGCAUGGUGAUAGGAGAUUUGUUGCGAUUCGUUGUCAUCUAUCUGGUGUUCGUGAUGGGCUUUUCGCAGGCCUAUUAUAUUAUUUUCCUUUCGUACAAAGGCGAAGAGGAUAGCGACGAAAAUCCGAUGCCAUCGCCAAUGGAGUCCGUUGUGGCGAUGUUUCUGAUGUCGUUGACUAACUUUGGCGAUUACUAUGCAGCACUGGAGAAUACCGCUCACGAGGGUUGUGCCAAGGUUCUGUUCGUCAUCUACAUGGUGAUCGUGGCCGUUCUGCUGGUGAAUUUGCUGAUCGCCAUGAUGGGCAACACGUACACGAAGAUUGCGGAAACGAAAAACGAAUGGCAACGCCAGUGGGCCCGGAUCGUGCUGGUAGUGGAGCGAGGCGUUCCACCGGCCGAACGGCUGAAGAACCUGAUGGGCUACAGCGAACCGAUGUCGGAUGGACGCCGAGCGUUGGUGCUCCGCUUGAGCAUGACCGAUGAGGAUAAGGAGGAGAUGAAGGAAAUCCUUGAAAUGAAACGAGUGCACGAGCGGUUGAAGAAGAAACGACAGGUCGAACGGGAAGCGCGCGCCGAGAAGCGGCGCUUGAUAAUGGAGAAAUUUGCAAACGUACCGUAG
Sabethes cyaneus is the source of this 2442-nucleotide messenger RNA. It is a transcript of the gene nan, whose product is annotated as transient receptor potential cation channel subfamily V member 5. Gene Ontology annotation, molecular function: protein binding; calcium channel activity. The coding region runs from base 1 to 2442 and encodes 813 amino acids. Gene Ontology annotation, cellular component: membrane. The record is from RefSeq and is a predicted model, not a curated record. Gene Ontology annotation, biological process: calcium ion import across plasma membrane. Lineage: Eukaryota; Metazoa; Arthropoda; Insecta; Diptera; Culicidae. The transcript has 6 exons.